AUGACCAAAUCACCACAAUUGAAGAAACAAAAAGUUAAGAAGCAAUUGAUCCUUAGUGCUGCAACUGUUGGUACCUCCUCAAAUAACUGGAGGAAUCCAACUGAUCAAUCAAGAGAGUUCUCACAUAGUUUAGAACCAUGGAUUGAAUUUGCUAAGCUUGCUGAAAAAGCUAAAUUCCACAACAUCUUCUUUGUUGAUCAUCUAAGUUGGUAUGAUGUCUAUGGUGGCGAAUAUAAGACCGCAGCUAAACAUGGUGUUAAUGCUACUAGAAUUGAUCCAGCUGCUCCAGUUCUUGCAAUCGCCUCGCAUACAAAAAACGUUGGUAUUGCUGUUACUUUCAGUACUGUGAGUGAGCAUCCGUAUCAUUUUGCAAGAAGAUUGGCUAGUUUGGAUUUACUUUCUGGUGGUAGAAUUGCUUGGAAUAUUGUUUCGUCCUACUUGCCCAGUCUUGGUAAGAAUUUGUUAAAUGGGGGUCCAUUACCUGAACAUGAUGAAAGAUAUGUCAAGACUACAGAAUAUUUGGAUACCGUUUAUGAGUUAUUAUUAUCAUCCUGGAGAGAUGAUGCGGUGGUCUAUGAUAAAGAAAGGGGGGUCUUUGCUGAGCCUGAGGCAAUCAGAGAAAUCAACCACGUUGGUAAGUACUUCAAUGUUAAAGGACCUGCAAUUACAGAACCUUCACCACAAAGAUUCCCAUUGAUUGCACAAGCUGGUACUUCUUCGAAAGGUAUUGAUUUUGCUGCUGAAAAUGCUGAACUUGUCUUUGUUAAUUUACACAAGGCUGAACAUACUACCAAGAGUAUUGCUAAAAUCAGAAAAGUUGCACAUGAAAAAUAUGGUAGAGAUCCUUAUUCCAUUAAGUUCAUUGCACCUCUCACACCAAUUACUGGAAAGACACAUGAAGAAGCUCAAGCAAAAUUUGAUGAGUAUAACAAAUACGAAGAUCCAAUUGACUCAUUAGUGUACUUUGGAGGAGUUUCUGGUAUUGAUGUUUCUGGUUUUGGUUUUGAUGAGCCAGUUGUGUUUGAAGGAAAAAGUAAUGGAAUUACUUCAGCUACAGACAACACUUUGUACAAGCCAGAUGGAUCCAGAAGAACACCAAGAGAAAUCUCAGAAAUGUGGAGAGGCGGUACCACCGUCUUUGGUACUGGUAAAGAAAUUGCUGAGUAUAUUCAAAACUUAGUUGAAGCGACAGAUAUUGACGGUAUUAAUUUUGGUUUCAGAGAUUUCCCUGGUGGUUUUAAAGAUGCUGUUGACUAUUUAGUUCCUGAAUUACAAAAAUUAGGUUUAGCUCAGACUGAAUAUGCUGUUCCUGGUGGAACUUUGAGAGAGAACUUUUAUGGUGAAAAGGGACAUACCUAUUUCCCAGAAUCUCAUCCAGCUUAUAAUUUGAGAUGGGAGAAAGGUGUUAGUAAAGAACAAUUUGAAAAGAAUUUAAAAGACUAUGUUGUCAAAAGAAAUCAAAAGAGGGAGGCUGAAAUCUAA
This is a messenger RNA of Hansenula anomala, 1482 nucleotides long. RefSeq lists its product as uncharacterized. The coding region runs from base 1 to 1482 and encodes 493 amino acids. Gene Ontology annotation, molecular function: oxidoreductase activity, acting on paired donors, with incorporation or reduction of molecular oxygen; monooxygenase activity. The record is from RefSeq and is a predicted model, not a curated record. Lineage: Eukaryota; Fungi; Ascomycota; Saccharomycetes; Phaffomycetales; Wickerhamomycetaceae. The transcript has a single exon.